Messenger RNA from Lethenteron reissneri (Far Eastern brook lamprey), 8715 nucleotides. RefSeq names its product zinc finger protein ZFPM2-like. Gene Ontology annotation, cellular component: nucleus. Gene Ontology annotation, molecular function: RNA polymerase II-specific DNA-binding transcription factor binding. Lineage: Eukaryota; Metazoa; Chordata; Hyperoartia; Petromyzontiformes; Petromyzontidae. The record is from RefSeq and is a predicted model, not a curated record. Gene Ontology annotation, biological process: positive regulation of transcription by RNA polymerase II; cell differentiation; negative regulation of transcription by RNA polymerase II.
UUGUCUGUGGUGGUGGGAGGAGGAGGAGGGGGGGGGCGCGAAGCGGGGUGCAGGAGACCCGAGACCCCCUCAGUCGGGGUCUGGGGGGUGUUGUCAGAGUUGAGUUCCCGGCGACGCGAAAGCGCAGGUGGCGGGGGGGGGGGCGGGGGGCUCUCCUCUUCUCCGCGCCUCGCUCCGCCCGCCGCGCACGUGCGGCGCGGCGGGGACAAGUCGGCGGCGGCAGCAGCAGCGGCAGUGGCGGUGUCGCGGACAUCAUCAUCAUCAUCGUGACCAUCACCAUUGCUAACUCCAUCACUCUCAGCAUCACCUCCCCCGUCGCAAACAACAUCACUAUCGCGACAACUAUCAUCACCACCAUCAUCAUCGUUGACACGCGCAACAACAACAUCACCACCACACUCAUCGCCCCCAUCGCCCCCAUCAUCACCAUCAUUGACGCACGCACCACCAUCAUCAUCGCCAUCGCCCGCGGCGCCGGCGGCUUGGCGAUGUCCCGGCGCAAGCAGCGCAACCCGCGCCAGAUCAAGCGCAGUCGACCCGGAGCCCUGGCGGGCUGCGUGGGGGAGGAGGAUGACGACGGCUCUCUGGCAGAAGUCCCUGACCUGGGGGGCACGGAGGGGGACACGGGGGGCACGGAGGGGGACACGGACACCGAUGAUCGCGACCCCUGCUCCUCCGACCCCGAUGACGAUCGAGCCCCGCCCAGCAGCGCUGCCGACUCACCAGUUGCGGUCGAUGCCGGGAGGCGGUCACCUUCGGAAGACGAGCGCGACCAGGAGUCACCACGUCCACAGCGGUGGGCACUACCGGAGGAGCUGAGCGCCAGCGAGGUUCCGCUGGAGCGAUGCCGCGUUCGCAGUCGGCGCCAGCUGCUGCCGGGGGUCACGUGGGGGCCCUACCCCGGGGUCAUGCGGCACGGGGGGCACGGGGGGCACGGGGGCGACGGCACGGAGCGGGCGGCGCUGGCGCGCCUGCCGGUGCCGGGCGACUGCUGGCUCCGCGCGCUCGAGGUCACGGACGCGGAGGAGCGGAGCAACUGCGUCGUCUUUCGGAAAGGAGGGCAGCUGUGGUGCUCGUUGACGCGAGCCGUAGUCGGCGGAGAAGAGCUCGUGAGCUACCGGUUCGGCGGGGCCCGCGGGGGUCCGACCGGCAACGGCGCGCGGGACGGGGGGCCCACCGUGAGGCCGCUCGUGGAGGCUGCGGCGGUGGCGGCGGCACCGGCGUCGUACCCUGAGCUGCGCGCGCCACACACGGUGGUGCUGCUGCCCCAGCAGGCCUGCCUGGCGUCGCUGAUGCCCACCGCCAUCAUCAACAAAGACCUCUUCCCGUGCAAGUUCUGCGGGAUCUGGUACCGCAACGAGCGCAACCUGCAGGCGCACCUCACCUACUACUGCGCCGGGCGCAACAAGACGGGAGGAGGCAGAGCGGCCUCCGACGGGGGCAGUCCCCCCACGUCGCCCACGCACGGGGGAACCCACGCGGGCGCACCCACGCACACGCCCACGACCGUGCACGCGCCCGCUCACACGCCCGCUCACACGCCAACGCCCGUGCACGCGCCCGCUCACACGCCCGCUCACACGCCCGCUCACACGCCCGCUCACACGCCAACGCCCGUGCACGCGCCCGCUCACACGCCCGCUCACACGCCCGCUCACACGCCAACGCCCGUGCACGCGCCCGCUUACACGCCAACGCCCGUGCACACGCCCGUGCACACGCCUACGCACCCGCCCACGCACGUGCCCACACACGCACCCGCUCACACGCCCACGCACGCGCCCAGCAGCUCGCCCACGCACGCAUCUGUGCCCGCCGCCACACGCAAGGCGGAGCCCUCCCCCGCUCGCUCGCCAGCAGCUUUGCACGCGGGGACGCACGUGGGGACACACGUGGAGACGCACGUGGGGACGCACGUGGGCACGCACGCGCCUUCCCCCGCGUGCAGCCCCCUCUGCUCUCCCGGCCGCUCGCCGCCGGCCGCAACCCCACCCGCGACCCCGCCCGUGACUCCGCCCGUGACCCCGCCCGUGACCCCGCCCGUGACCCCGCCCGUGACCCCGCUCGCGACCCCGCCCGCGACCCCGCCUACCGCCACGUCCCCGGCCGCCCCCGCCGCCCGGGUCACCCCGGCCACUGGGAGCUGCCCCCCGGGGACGCCGCCCUCCGUGGGCCCCGGCCAACACAUGGACUCCGACCCCGGCGCAGGGGCGGCGGAAGCGGAAUGGAAGAUCGAGGGUCCCUCCCCUCGUCCCGCGUCGCCGAGCGCCGGCUUCCGGCCUCAACCGCGCCCUCCGGCCACGCCGCCGGCCACGGCCGAUCCGGGCCGGCCUGACCCCCAUGCGGGGGCCGGCGACCUCGGCGACCCCGGCGACCCCGGCCGCGCGGCGCCAGACCGCGGGACGAUGCGCGGCGGCGGCGGCGACGACGCUCGGCGGGGAACGCCGGACGUGCACCGGCGGGCGGCGGGCGCCAGCGGAGGGGGACGAGGCGAAGGCAACAGAGACGGCGCCGGCCACGAGGGCGGCGCCGGAUUCGCGGGAGACGAAGCGGGUCGCGGGUUUAAGCGAAGGCGCGGCGACGAGGAAGAGGAGGAGGAGGGCGCGGAGGAAAGUCGGCUCGCGGACGACGGGAACCGGCGCGUCUGGGACGGUCAAACGGGCGGCGGCGGAGCCGAUACAGCGACCGGCGCCAUCCGCGUGGUGAAGAGGGAGGCGGGGGCGACGCCUAAAGGCAGCGACGCGGAGGACGAUUGUGCGCGAGCGCCGUCCCGCUCGUCCCCGUCAGCUGUCCCCACCGUGAAGCUGGAGCCGCUGAGUCCGCAGCCGGUGGCGUCGCCGGUGCAGCAGCAGGCCAAGGGGCCGAGCGGCGGCGUCGCCCUGGCCUCCGUCUUCCCGCCUCACUACUUCUUCAUGCCGCACCUACAGACCACGGACGCGCAGGCCUCUGAGAUGCUGGCGCGCAUUUCAGAGUUGGCGCACCACCGCCUGCAGCGGCAGGCGUCCGUCGCUUUCCCGGCGCAGACCCAUCCGGGCGCCAUCGCCGCCACCGCCGGCGGCCCCUUCUUCGCGGCCCGCGGGGCCGGCGGGGGCGUGACGUGCGUCGAGUGCAACAUCAGCUUCAGCAGCCUCGACAACUUCAUGGUGCACAAGCAGCUCUACUGCGCCUACAGGCAGCAGCGCCAGCAGCAGCAGCCCGUGGGGAACGGCACGGCGAGGGACAGGCCGGGCCGGCAAGCCGGCAAGCCGGCGCACUGCUCCCCCGCCGACAAGAGCGGCUCCCCCAGCCCGACGGUGCCCGCCCGGCAGUCGGCGCCGGCGGUCGCGGACGGAGGCGGCGUCGCCCCCGCCCCGGCGAAGGCGAUCAAGGCGGAGCGGGCGGAGGAGCCGGCGCGGGCAUCGGGGGACGAGGGGAGGGGCCCCGAGGGAUCGCCCCCCUCCGGGGCGGACACGGCCCCCGAUGACCCCGCGCGGACGACGUGCGACGCCUGCAACAUCACGUUCAGCCGGCGCGAGAACUACGCCGUGCACAAGCGCUACUACUGCGCCACGCGGCACGACCCCCCGCCCAAGCGGCAAGCCCACGGCGGCCGGGCCGCCUCCGCUGCGGCCGCAACCGCGGCCGCCGUGGCGCCAGCGGCGGCGACGGUCGUGGCCAUCUCGCAGAACCAGCAGCAGCAGCGAACGCGCAAGAGGCGGCGGGUGUGCGGCGUCGCGCACCCCGAGGCGGCGCCGGGCGGCAGGAGGCUCGCGGACGCGGCCAGCCCGCCCGGCGAGGACGCGGCUAAGCGGCGCCGAGAGGAGCGGACUCCGUCCUCCUGCUCGUCCUCCACGUCGCCGGCAGCCUCCACCGCCUCCUCGUCCUGCAGCCCCCCGCGGUCCACCGCCUCCGCCGCCGCCGCCGCCCCGGGGGUCGGCGCCCACGGGGCGGCGGGGAGCACCGGCGUCGCCCGCCGAUCCCCGUACCCAUCGCCGCCUCCGCCGCAGGACGCCGACGCCCCCAUGGACCUGAGCAGAAAGACGGCGGCGCCGGCGGAGCAGCCCGUGGCUCCGCAACGCUCGCCGGAGACGCCCGCCCGGCUCAGCGACUACCACAAGUGCGCGUCGUGCCAGAUCACGUUCAGCCGCCUCGAGAACUACCUGGCGCACAAGCGCUACUACUGUUCCGCCACCACCACCCGGCAGCCGGCGGCCGCCGCCCCGCCCGGCGCGCCGCCGCCGCUGGCGGCCGCGCUGCUGACCGGCAACGGCGCGUCCCCGUUGGGCCCCGGCGUGCCCGUCCUACCUUUCGCUCUGAACUCGGUCGUCGCCGCGCCGGCCGGCAGAACCGCGCCGCGGGGAACGCCGACGGCGGCGCCGGGAGGAGGAGGAGGAGCUCACGGUUGCCUGCUGUGCCCGGAGGUCCCGACGGACCUGGCUCGCUUCCCGGGCCUCGCGCCGCUCGCCGAGACGAAGCCGGCGCUGUGCCCGUACUGCGCCUACGCUUGCGGCUCGGGCGACGGCAUGGAGGAGCACCGGCGCCGGCACCACGGGGCCGCCACGCCGGGGCCGCCGCCCGAGGCCCGCGGCUCGCGGUCGCCCACGCCGCCGGGACGCGGCGCGGACGGGGCCGCGGGAGACGACGCGGACGGUGCCGCGGAGGGGCCCGCGAUCGCCUCCGCCUCGCCCGGACCGCCCGCGCCCAGCCCACGCCCAGCCCCGGCCGGGCGGGGCGGCUCGCCGGCGCCGGCGCUCGGCCCCCCGCACGCGCCGGGCAAGGCGGCGGCUGAGCCGCCGGCGCUGGCGAACGGCGGCGGUGGCGGCAAGUACUGCCGCCUGUGCGACAUCCAGUUCAGUAGCCUGUCCAACUUCAUCGCUCACAAGAAGUUCUACUGCGCCUCUCACGCCGCCGAGCACCACGCCGUCAAGUGAGGGCCCGCGCCGGCGGCGCCGACCGCGCCAAGCCGUUCCGCCGGGGCCCCGGGGCGCCCGAUCGACGGUGGCGGGGAGGAGGCGGCGCGGGGGUCGACGGGCGGCGGAGGGGGAAGCCCUCUCGCCGCGGGGAGCGAUUAUUUAUUUGUCUCCGCGCGCUCCCCGGACGCGCCGCCUCCCGACGGACGCGCACGCCGAUGGCAAGAUUCUGCCGAGUCGUUGUGAGCAGGCGGGGGGGGGGCGGCAAGAGGAGGGGGAAAGAGCGGGAGGCUCCCACGGCGAUCGAUACGUGCGGCGGCGGCGGCGGUGACAGCGCCGUCGCAGCUGACGCGGCCGCCAGAUAAGAGGUCACCACGCGGCGUCCAUCGCUAGGGGGGGUGGGGGCCACGUCCACCGCCGAGGUCGAUACGUCCACCCGUGGCGAGCGUUGGCGUCCAUCGGCGUGUGGAGCUGUGGCCGCCGGAGCCGAGUGGAGGAGGCCGGCGCCGGUCUCUGACCGCACCCCGUGCUGCCCCCCUUGGCUCGCACGGGAUGAGUUCAUCACCCUCUCGCUGAGCAGACUAACAUUGGACUAGCCACCUUGGCCUAGGGCUCAAGGUGAGGGUUUAGAGCUCGGGGCUUAGGGCUGUGAUUUGCCCAGGGCUGGAGUUGGAGGUUAGAGUUGGAGCGUGGGAUGUUGGCAGGGGUAAGUUGUGGUCAUGGCUAGGUUAGGGUUAUGAUUAGCGGUAGGGUUAGUGGCUAGGGUUAAUGGUUAGGGUUAUGAUUAGCGGUAGGGGUAGCAGUUAGGGUUAACGGUUAGGGUUAUUCUUAGCGGUAGGGGUAGCAGUUAGAGUUAAUGGUUAGGGUUAUGAUUAGCGGUAGGGUUAGCGGUUAGGGUUAGUGUCUCGGGUUAGGAUUAGCGGUAGGAUUGUCGGGUAGGGUUAGCGGUGAGGGUGUGCUCACACAGGCCUUGCUGGGUAUCCGCGUGAGAGGCUGGAGACCUUCGCUCGGCCUAACCCAGCACUCUGAGGCGGCGUGCCGGCGUGAGGGGACGAGAGCGCGAUGGGCACGGGAGAGACGCCUCCGGAGUGGGGUACAAGAGGUAUUCUCGAGUCCGUCGGACCGAUUCAUUUUUCACGACUUUGUGGGUUUUUUGUUGUUCCACUUGCAUGAAGAGCGCUUAUUUGAGCCACAAAUAAUCACUGGAAACCAGCGACACCCCCCCCCCCAUCGAUUACACAGCCCCCCCCCCCUCUUGAAUUGACAAGCCCCCCCUCACCCGCUCGCGCCCCGCUCGGAGGCUCUCGGGAAGAGACGGGAUGGAGCCGUUUCACGGCGGAUGCGAAUGACCAAUGCACUGACGAUGCGGUACCAGCCGUGCCGGGGGGACCGGGGUAGUCCGGCUCCCAGUGGACUGGCUCCGCGCCGGGGUUUCUUCAUCGCCGCAGCACCGGCAGCAGCAGCGUACCCCCCCCCCCUCCCCCCAACUACAGACUGCUACCCCGUACAGCUCUGCCGGUGCAGUGAACAACACGCGACCCGGACUUUGGCUCCAGAUGGACCAGGAUCCACAAGCAAAAGCCUGCCACCUCACGGCCUCUUCCUGGAGCUGGCCAUGGUGAGCCGAGGGCACGAGGCAGAGUUCAGCGGGAGCUCUGCUCAUCUCGACUUGCUCACACGGAAUACGGAGAGAGAGGUUCGAAGAAGAAGAAGCUGUGACGAUGGCGAUGGCGACGACGACGGUGGUGGUGGUGGUGUCAGGCCUGGGUCUUUGUGUCCACGCCCGGGUGGGUGGGUGUCUGAACCCUGGGUCUGGUGUUGAACCCGGAGUUAUUUUGCUGGUGGAGCCCCAUUCGAAGUCCUCGUGUGUCCCCCCCUCUCGCUGUCGUUCCCCGCGGGUUCUCCACAGCCGGCGGGCAGCCUGUGUCGGGUUGUUGAAUGCGUCUGGGAGCGAGUGCGGAAUUCAAUGUCUGUGGAAGCUUAACGGAUAGUGGUUGAUUGUGUGUAUAUGCGCGUGUGUGUAUGUGUGUAUGGUGGGGAGUAGUAGUGUAGCGGUUAGCGCGCUGCGCUAUGAACCUGGCAACCCGGGUUCGAUUCCCGCUCACGGCCAACACCAGUGCAGUGACGAUUAUCUGAACCGGUCCUGGGCCUCCCCUAGGUCGACUCAGUCUCAAAUGAGUACCUGGAGCAGUGUGUAAACAUCGCCACUGGGGAGACAAAGGCGGUCGGGCGUGGUGCUGGCCACCCACCCCCUUUGUACCGUUUUGGCCUUCAUAGGUGCUCGCUAACAGCACUUGUCCCUACAGUCUGACAGGCUACACGGGAGAUCUUUGUUUUGUGUAUGCGCGUGCAUGUUGUGUAUUUGUGUGUAUGCGCGUGCGCGUUGUGUAUAUAUGCGCACGUGUGUGUAUAUAUGUGUGUGCGUGUUGUGUGUGUAUUUUGUGUGUGUAAGUGUGUUUAUGUUAUUGUACGGUAUUUUGUGCCAUAAAACACUCCACCCCCUCAACUCCUCAUUGAUGUUGGGGAAAUUGCGGAGAGAGUGGAGAAUUUUCCAUACUUGGGCAGUGUGCUUAUGACUAGCUCUGGUUUUACAGCAGAGGUCUCACUCCGAAUCAGUCAAGCGGCAUCUUUUCAUCAGCUGCGCAUUGCUUUGUGGAAGCUACCUGGUCUGUCGCUCCGCACGAAGCUCCGGGUCUUUUCGGCCACGGUCAUUCCCUCCCUUUUCUGUGCUUGCGAAACUUUGACUACCCCCCCCCCCCUCCAAUGGAACAUCGCCAGUAAGCAACAUUCAUGCCGACCUGUCUACCGUCCAUCCUUUGGUUUAACCAGACUGGAUUGUGUGAGGAGCUCGCAGAUCAAUGAAAGAUCUGGACAAAGUCCCAUCGGUGAGCUCCUCCGGCAGGCAAGGCUGCGUUGGCUGGGUCAUGUAGCCCGCAUGCCCAGCCACCGCAUGCCUCAACAGCUUUUGUUCGACCAGAUCGAGGGGGCUAAAUGGGCGCGGCACGGGCUAGAGGAGAGAUGGAGUGAUGUGGUACAGGAGGACGUGGAGCUGAGUGGACUAGCCAAUGACUGGUACCAGCGGUGUCAAGAUCGGCCUCUGUGGAGGAGGCUCGUGAAGGACGCUACUGGCAAGUUGGAGGCAGGAGCAGUGCUCACAACAACGAGCGGAGCGCCGGGCAGCUAAAACACAGCAUGGUUAGCACAGUAGGGGGCACAGGUGGUGCAUCGGCCAGCCAUCUCAGUCGACCCGUGUCACCUGGGUCUGUCCCGUGACCUGCCAGCGGGCGUUCGACAAUUCACGUGGCCUUAAAGUGCACGGAGGCCGGCACAAGCGCCGUGGUGACGUCACUUCUACUUAGUGAUGAAUGGCGGUUGUGUGUAUGAGUGUGUAUGUUGAGUGUGUGUGUAUGUGAGUGUGUAUGUGUGUGUAUGUGAGCGUGUAUGUGAGCGUGUAUGUGUGUGUGUAUUUGAGCGUGUAUGUGUGUGAGUGUAUGUAUGUGAGUGAUGUUGCUGUCUGCCCCCCAGCCUGUGUUUUUUUGUCUUCACGCAGAGUCAGGCGCCCCCUUGUGCCGGCAGCCAGAGACCCCUCCCCCUCCCUCCCCCUACCGGGCCCCUAAACCACGGAGUCUGGGGGGGGGGUCAUCACUUGACCUUCACCCCCCCUGCCCCUCCCUACAGCACUUGCGCGGCACAAGCCGCCUCCUCCCCCCCGUCCUCCCUGCACCCCCCGCACGGACGCACGUGUGGUGGUGGUGGACCACAGCGCGCCUCUCCUCUUUGUAUACAAAAACCCUUUACACGUAAAUAAACACCUCUGUGCCAGGCA